AUGCUAAGAUUCACCCCCCUCCCAACCCCCCCCCCCUCCUCCUCCCUCACACCCUCGCCAACAACCAUCCUCAAACCCGUAACAACCACCCACUCCUCACCCUGCCGACGCUGUCUCCACGACGGCCUUCCCGGCCAAACAAUGCUCCUGUUGCAAUACAACCCCUUCCCAUCUCCACAAUCCCCCUACACAGUCCCCGGCCCUAUCUACGUCCACGCCGAUCUCCAGGAUUGUAUCCCGUUCCAGUGUGAUGGGCGUGUUCCCGAGCAGCAGCGGCGACGACUGUUAGCUGUGCGGGCGUUUGAUGAGAAGAAUAUGAUGGUGGGCUUUGCGGUUGUGGAGGGAGAGGAACUUGGGAAGAAGGCGGGGGAGAUGUUGGGGGAGGACGGGGUGGGGUUUUUGUUGGUUUAUUAUGCGGGACCGGGGUGUUUUGCUGUUAGGGUUGAUAGAGCAUAG
Penicillium subrubescens is the source of this 456-nucleotide messenger RNA. RefSeq names its product DUF1203 domain-containing protein. The transcript has a single exon. The record is from RefSeq and is a predicted model, not a curated record. The coding region runs from base 1 to 456 and encodes 151 amino acids. Lineage: Eukaryota; Fungi; Ascomycota; Eurotiomycetes; Eurotiales; Aspergillaceae.